AUGUCGGAGCCGCAGCUCAAGGGCGAGAGGUCCAGCGAGGCCGUCUGGGCCCGAUUCGAACCUAUGAUCUCUGCGCCCGCAUUACCUCGCAAACCAGCAAAUAUGUUUGCAACGUUGGCAGAAGCCAAAUCUUCUUCCACUGCUGCGUCCAUCCUGCCAAGGCGGUCCCGCAUCAGCAGCCGGGAGGACACCGGGGAGGAGUCCGGGGAGGGAACGGACGAAGGCGGAGACGAUGUGGACCUUUACGGCAACCUUAAAACCACUUUAGUUUGGGACUGUACAGGCCGGCGACUGUGUCUCUCAGCCCGCCAGUACGCCGAAUCAUCUAGGAAGCUGGAACUAAAAAUGAAAGGCAUGUUGGAUACGGCGUCAGGACAGCAUCGCAUUUGGGGACACGUCCGCCGAAACUUCUACACACACGUGCCUCUACUUCAGCGGCUCCUCACUGCCCAGUCGCAGCGUCAGUCGGGUGGCUGGGUGGAUGAGCCUGAUCUGGAUCCUGAGGCCUGGCUGCCAGGCGGUCUUCGCUGCUUGCUGCUUCAGGACUGGUGCAUCGCGCCGGGUGUGUCGUACGAUACGGCACGCUCGCCGCCGCUGCCGCCGAGCGCCUCCGCCAGCGGCGGCGGCAGCAGCGGUGGCGGCCUUGGCGGGUUUGGUGGUGGCCAUGUGGGGCUGCCCGCCUUGCUGGGUCAGCGGCUGAGAUACCAAGUUUCUAUCAAGAAGAAUCCGCAGGUCAUCAAAAACGGCGCCACGUUGGACCUGUGGGUUCAGGCGCGGGCACUGGCGGAGUUUGACCCGAAGGCGUCGGAGGUGGCCUUGGGAGCUUCUCUACGUCUCAAGGCGGUCAGGUACGGCGUUACGGCAGCCCAGGAUGUGCGGCUAUCACUGGGACUGGAUGUCGUACACAAUGAGGCUGGGCAGCUGACUCCGAUGCCGUACAUCCAUGCCAGCGAUGGCAAGUUUGGCGCACGGCUCCAGAACCGGCGAUGGCAGAUUACUUACACGCUAUAGUGGGCGCGCAAGCCAACUCAACAGCUCUGGUUAGGCCGGCCCUGUGCUCCUGUCUUGGCUAAGAGCGAAGGGCCUGAGCGUCGAGCCAGGUGUCCAAGUGACGCCGGCGAUGGUUGGCCAAAUUGACAUGGUCUCGCUUGGAGCUGCGAUAAUGUUUUGUUUCAUGAUGAGCGGAUUGCCGCGGCACGUGAACCAUUCGUGAGGCAUCGACUGUAAACCCACGCAGUAA
Molecule: messenger RNA, 1240 nt
Organism: Volvox carteri f. nagariensis
Lineage: Eukaryota; Viridiplantae; Chlorophyta; Chlorophyceae; Chlamydomonadales; Volvocaceae
Exons: 8
Coding region: 1-1011 (336 amino acids)
Source: RefSeq, a predicted model, not a curated record